This is a messenger RNA of Diutina rugosa, 822 nucleotides long. Its product is annotated as tRNA(adenine34) deaminase. The transcript has a single exon. Gene Ontology annotation, molecular function: zinc ion binding; tRNA-specific adenosine-34 deaminase activity. Bases 1 to 822 code for a protein of 273 amino acids. Gene Ontology annotation, biological process: tRNA wobble adenosine to inosine editing. Gene Ontology annotation, cellular component: cytoplasm; nucleus. NCBI's taxonomy places the organism in Eukaryota, Fungi, Ascomycota, Pichiomycetes, Serinales, Debaryomycetaceae. The record is from RefSeq and is a predicted model, not a curated record.
AUGGACUUGACGAAAGAGUUCAAACAUAUGGCUGCGGCUCUAUUCGUUGCCUAUAAAGCCUUAUUAUUCGGAGAGACACCCGUGGCUUGUUUGGUUGUUGACAAUUGCAACGAUGCGAUCUUACUGAUUGGAUACAAUUAUACCAAUGUGUCUCUCAACGGCACCCGCCACGCCGAGUUUCUUGCUUUGGAAAGACUAGUUGAUGAUGGAUAUGACUUAUCAAAGUGUACCUUAUAUGUAACGGUUGAGCCGUGUAUCAUGUGUGCUUCUUACCUUCGCCAAAUUGGGAUAGGUCGAGUAGUGUAUGGUGCUGGCAAUGACAGAUUUGGUGGUAAUGGAACGGUGGUUCUGGUCAAUUCAAAUGGACAUCUACCCAAGCAGGCUUACCCCAGUUAUGGCGGAAUUUGUCGAACGGAAGGGAUUCAGUUACUCCGAAAUUUUUACAUUCAAGAAAAUGACCUGGCACCAACGCCUCAAGUCAAGAAAAACAAAGAUAUCGACUCCAAAGAUCUUCCCGAUAGUAAUGUGGUUUACGACGAAGCGGCCUUUAAUGACUUCUAUGGAGUUGAGCGUCAAUUUCUUUUGGAGGAUCGUACCUGUGAGAUAACCCCACUUAUUGGCCAGGGCUAUCGUCUUAUUGACCUAUUCCUGUUGAGCGAUGCCUUGAACAUACCUUUUUUGCAGAAAGAGCUAGGUAGGAUCUCGCAAGAUCAAUUAGAUAAUUUUUACGAGCUCUUUAGGAGCGUUGAUGGCGAGGGUAGAGUGAUUAUGGAGACUUCAGUUAAGGUUUAUCACUCCAAGAAGCGACCUCACGAGGAUUGA